CCAUCACGUCUGUGUCUGUUUUGCUAGCAUGUAACAAUAACAGCUAACAGUACACAUGUUUUCACAAUAUUUUUGAAGUUUUACUCAGCAAAGAUGUUGCCAGAAAGUGUAGUUUUACGAUAAGAGGACGUUACAUGUCUCGACACACGAAUGUUAACUAUGUCAGACCAGGAGUUUCUCCAAAUCAUCCCAUGUUUGGCCGUUACCUGAGCACAGUGGGCUUUCCGCCAGCUCAGACCGUUUACUACCACUGGAGACACUGGUAUCAGCCUCGUCAUUUAUGGUUGAGACAUCCAUCCCACCUGCCGCAUCCCUCGUCCUCCUUCAGCACUGUCAGACAUCCCUCCAAUAGGCCCUCGAGACCUCCAGAUCCAUACAGGUGGAGCUCCUGGAGGCAAACUGGAAUACUGCCACACACUCAACCCAGACGAGGACUUCAGAUUUCUGCAGGUCUGAUGGACCGCUCUAAUAGCGAGCCACCACAGAAAAGAAGGAAGAGUGCAGACGGAAGGCCAGCGGGGGAAAGAUCUCAGCGCUCACCUGAACGUUCACCUCCAAAAGGCAGCAGGAGUCCAAAAGGAAGUCCUGAAUGGCUACGUAAUGUAACCGGCAUGCCAGUUCCUCCUGGAAAACUUCCAUCUCCAGCCACACCAGAGUUGAAGAGACACUGGGAGGAUCUUUCUCACCUCUGUAAUGCUGCACAGUCUGUGAAAGGAAAACAAAAACAGCUGUUUGAUUUCUCCGUGAUGUCCUACAAUAUCCUCUCACAAGAUCUGCUGUGUGAUAACACGUACCUUUACAGACACUGUCAUCCUCCAAUUCUCGACUGGCGCCAUAGGUAUCCAAACAUCAUCAAAGAGCUGGAACAGCACAGUGCUGAUAUAAUGUGCCUGCAGGAGGUGCAAGAGGACCACUACAAGCAACAAAUUAAACCCUCACUAGAAUCUUUAGGCUACCAUUGUGAAUUCAAACGGCGAACGGGACUGAAGCCUGACGGCUGUGCUGUGGUUUUCAAACGCGAGCGCUUCUCUUUGGUCUCCUGUCACCCUGUGGAGUAUUUCCGGCGUGGUGUCCCUCUACUGGACCGUGAUAACGUUGGCCUGAUUGUGUUGCUGCGGCCCACUGACCCCCAUAGCUCCCUCACCAACAUCUGUGUGGCCAAUACGCAUUUACUGUACAACCCUAGACGUGGGGACAUUAAACUGGCCCAGCUGGCUGUGCUGCUGGCAGAGAUAAGCCGGGUGGCCCAGUUACCUGACAGCAGCGUUUGUCCUGUGUUGCUCUGUGGGGAUUUUAACUCCGUUCCCUGGUCUCCACUGUAUCGCUUCAUUAGGGACAGCAGACUGGAAUAUGAUGGCUUACCUAUUGGAAAGGUGUCAGGACAGGAGGAGAACCCGAGGGGGCAGCGUAUUCUAAAUGUGCCAAUUUGGCCCACAAGCCUGGGCAUCUCUCAGCAGUGCCAGUAUGAAAGCGAAACAACAGAUUCUGAUAUGAGGGAUUUGGAGCAGGCAGAACUGGAUGGUAUUGCCAAGCCCAGCAUUGAGCACUGUUUGAAGCUGACAUCUGCAUACUCCCACUACCUGAAAGAGAGCGGUCAACCUGAGAUCACCACAUGCCACUCACGGACAGCCAUCACCGUCGAUUACAUCUUCUACUCUGCAGCUCUGGGGGAUGUGACUGCUCAAGCAGAAUGCAGUGUGCCACCAGAGAAGGGUCUGCAGCUGCUGGGAAGGUUAGCUCUGGUGGGGGAAGAUGAACUUCAAAAGGUUAAUGGUCUACCCAACCAGCACAACUCCUCCGACCACCUGCCACUGCUGACACGCUUUCGUCUGCAUCCUUGAGCUGAUGGCUGAUAGAACAAAGGUGUUUACAAGUAUCAUGCAGCCUUUAAUAUGUUUAAAAAAAAAACAAACAAAAAAAAACAGUUGUUUCACACCAGCAAAAAAUGA
Molecule: messenger RNA, 1949 nt
Organism: Labeo rohita (rohu)
Lineage: Eukaryota; Metazoa; Chordata; Actinopteri; Cypriniformes; Cyprinidae
Gene: angel2
Product: angel homolog 2 (Drosophila)
Exons: 9
Coding region: 135-1841 (568 amino acids)
Biological process (GO): 3'-UTR-mediated mRNA stabilization
Molecular function (GO): 3'-5'-RNA exonuclease activity; mRNA 3'-UTR binding
Source: RefSeq, a predicted model, not a curated record